AUGUCAGAAACUUUUGGCAGGCCACAAAAUGAUCACAAGGGAACUGUAACUGAAGUUCUGCGCCAUCCCAGGCAGGCGGCCAGUGAGGAGUCGAGAAAAAAAUCGUUCGCAGGGAAUUACAAGGGUUUCGUCGCAGGCGUCUUCUCAGGCAUAGCAAAACUCUCCGUCGGCCACCCUUUCGAUACAGUCAAGGUUCGCUUGCAGACUUCGCAGAAAUCUCAAUUCCGAGGGCCGCUGGACUGUCUGUUGCAGACGCUGAGAAAAGAAGGGAUAGCGGGGAUCUACAAGGGCGCAACUCCACCGCUGCUAGGAUGGAUGGCCAUGGACUCUGUCAUGUUGGGGAGCUUGACAGUUUACCGGAGGUUGUUGCAUGAAAACAUAUUUGCCAACCCGGCUUUCCGGCGAGGGAAAAGCGCCGCAGAGCUUUCGAAGGAGAAAUUACCGGCUUUUGGGCAUGGAAUCGCAGGCACCAUGGCUGGGGCUACCGUUUCUUUUAUUGCUGCGCCCGUUGAGCAUGUCAAGGCUCGACUACAGAUUCAGUACGCUGCGAAGAAGAAGGACAGGCUGUACAGCGGUCCUAUAGACUGCACGCGAAAGAUUCUUCGUUCCCAUGGCAUUGCUGGGUUAUAUCACGGUCUGUUCUCAACACUAGUAUUCCGUUCAUUCUUCUUCUUCUGGUGGGGCAGCUACGACAUGUUGACGACUUGGUUCAAGAACAACACUUCUCUUUCCACUCCCGCAAUCAACUUCUGGGCAGGCGGCUUGUCGGCACAGGUCUUCUGGCUGACAUCCUACCCUUCGGACGUGGUCAAGCAACGCAUCAUGACUGAUCCAUUGGGAGGUUCUCUCAACGACGGCACUCCUCGCUUUAGACACUGGAAGGAUGCUGCCAUUGCUGUGUAUAGAGAGUCUGGAUGGAAAGGGUACUGGAGGGGCUUCGUGCCCUGCUUUCUCAGAGCGUUCCCUGCGAAUGCCAUGGCGUUGGUGGCCUUCGAAGGUGUAAUGAGGGCACUGCCUGAUUAA
Messenger RNA from Fonsecaea multimorphosa CBS 102226, 1023 nucleotides. RefSeq lists its product as uncharacterized. The transcript is spliced from 2 exons. Lineage: Eukaryota; Fungi; Ascomycota; Eurotiomycetes; Chaetothyriales; Herpotrichiellaceae. Gene Ontology annotation, molecular function: transmembrane transporter activity. Bases 1 to 1023 code for a protein of 340 amino acids. Gene Ontology annotation, biological process: transmembrane transport. The record is from RefSeq and is a predicted model, not a curated record.